UUCCGACUAACGCUCGCCUCUUUGCAACAUUGGAAUUAUGAGCACAGUUGCAAUCACUCCUAGAUCUGUCGAACUUCUCGACAAGAAAGCACCCUACCAAUUGGACCGACAACAGGUCGAAGAUGCGGCAGCGAAAAUCAAUAAAAUAGCCUUCCUGGCUUUAAUCGGAACGUUCACAGGAUUAGCAGUGAUUGCCGUCACAAGUCGUAUAUUCUUUCACAUCCGCAAACGGGGCAAACUUUUCAUAGACGACUUGCUUGUUAUUCUUGCAGCAUGCUGUCUGAUGAUUUCAACAGGCUUUAUAUACUACAUGCAACCAAGGAUGUACAUGACGGCGACGUUGGCCGCAAGUCUGAGGAAUGUUGCUCUUUUCACAAAAAGCGAGAUGCAAUCUUUGCCUGGUUUGCUUAGAUGGAACAAUCUCUUCCUCAUAUUCUCUUGGACUUCUCUUAUGGCCAUUAAGAUGAGUUUCAUGGCAUUGUUCUGGAUUUUGAUCAGGGACGUGAGCAGAAGACUUACACUGCUGUGGCAGUUUGUUGUGGUAGUCAUAAUGUUAUCAUGGCUAUUUAACAUUCUACGAAACCCAAUUGAUUGCGGUUGGGAGAAAGGAACCAAAUGCUCUCCAGUUCCUCGCUAUAUCAAUGAACUCGGCUGGACCAGCUCUGCCGUUGACAUCGCGACCGAUGUACUCAUUGUCCUCAUUCCGAUACUCCUUCUCCGAAACUCACGUCUCCAAUUCAAGCAGAAAUUACGCAUUCUAACCUUUCUCUGCUUGAAUGUUUUCCAGAUCGCGAUUUGCCUAGGCAGGUCAAUUAGCAGCGGUUUCCGCGACCACAAAGGAAGAGUAAAAUUCGGAAUCGUUUACACAUUUCUGUUGAUACAUGUUGAAGCUAGCGUAGCCGUUAUCAUGGGCGGUGUGACGGCGUUCCGCUCCGUCUUUGUUUCGCAGAUUCGAGAUCGUGAUCGUGAACCUCAGUUUGCUGAACGGAGAUCGCCAAAUACAUAUCAGCGUAUCUUCUCUUGGCUCAAAGUAUCAGGCAAAAAGUCGAGACGGGACCGAUCACAAAAGACACAAAGGGGGGGUGGGGUGUUUCUGGCUGGACCAGCUACUGGAGGAACCCUUCGUGGUCUUGGGUCCUUUAUCCGUCGACAUGAGAGAGAACCGGGUCAUACAACUUGCGAUAGUCCUAUAAUCGAGUCUCAUUAUGAUUCAUUGCUGAGUUAUCACAACUAUAUCAGAGACAAAAAAACGCAAGAGGCAUCGGUCCCUCUGGAUGAGUUUAAUCGCAAGGGCGAGUCUGAGGUCAGCCACUGUAGAUUCGUGCAAACUGUUGUCAAAGGCGCUGAUGAAUCUUAG
Messenger RNA from Lindgomyces ingoldianus, 1357 nucleotides. RefSeq lists its product as uncharacterized. NCBI's taxonomy places the organism in Eukaryota, Fungi, Ascomycota, Dothideomycetes, Pleosporales, Lindgomycetaceae. The transcript is spliced from 3 exons. The record is from RefSeq and is a predicted model, not a curated record. Bases 38 to 1357 code for a protein of 439 amino acids.